AAUGAAACCUCUUCGUCCCCAGUUCCUUCUCAUCUUGGUCAUCUACUGCUUCUGCAUGCUACAGAUUCCCUCCUCAGGAUUUCCCCAACCUUUAGCUGAUCCUCCAGAUGGCUUGGAUAUUGUGCAGCUUGAGCAACUGGCAUAUUGUCUGAGUCAGUGGGCAUCUCUUUCUCGCCAACCUAAGGAUAAUCAAGACAUAUACAAAAGGUUUUUGUUUCACUACUCCAGAACUCAGGAGGCAACACAUCCAGUUAAAACUGGGUUUCCUCCAGUGCAUCCUCUAAUGCACCUGGCUGCCAAGCUCACCAACAGACGGAUGAAGAGAUUUCUGCAGCGAGGUUCGGGGACUGCUGCAGUGGACUUCACCAAGAAGGUACACAAGAGCCUUGGAGACUGUAACCCCCAAAGAAAGCCCUACCUGAGAAGGGUGGGGAAGUCCUUGGAGCCAGCCACCCUGCAGCCCCUCCAGACCACUUCUGGGCAGAGCUAG
Molecule: messenger RNA, 490 nt
Organism: Piliocolobus tephrosceles (Ugandan red Colobus)
Lineage: Eukaryota; Metazoa; Chordata; Mammalia; Primates; Cercopithecidae
Gene: NMS
Product: neuromedin S
Exons: 7
Coding region: 2-490 (162 amino acids)
Source: RefSeq, a predicted model, not a curated record